Alosa sapidissima (American shad) is the source of this 6831-nucleotide messenger RNA. It is a transcript of the gene slx4, whose product is annotated as SLX4 structure-specific endonuclease subunit homolog (S. cerevisiae). The record is from RefSeq and is a predicted model, not a curated record. NCBI's taxonomy places the organism in Eukaryota, Metazoa, Chordata, Actinopteri, Clupeiformes, Clupeidae. Gene Ontology annotation, biological process: resolution of meiotic recombination intermediates; interstrand cross-link repair; DNA replication. Gene Ontology annotation, cellular component: nucleus; Slx1-Slx4 complex. Gene Ontology annotation, molecular function: enzyme binding.
UUCUAAGUCUGAUGUAUCGAUAUUUCAGCGCCCUUGAUAACAUGGUGACCAUGUUUAGGCUUGGAGUCAAAGCAAACAAUACUUUGUUAAUUAUUGCGAAAUUAUAUAUCUAAAAUAUGCCAUUUUAUUUUCAUCUAUGCUAGCUAGAUGCUAGGCUGAUAGCACAAUAUCCAACAACAACGUUAGGCUAACGCUAACGUUACAGCUGCUAAGCUAGUUAUUGCUAAAUAACUGUUCAUGUCAGUCAUGUCACUCAGCAUAUCGCGUGUCAGAUAGGGGAAACUGUUUAGUUACAUAAUAUUCCAAAGCAAGUGCUGCUUAUGUUGUGUAAAAUAACGUUACGUGCAAAGUAGGCUAUCCUAGUGCUUACCAUGGAAAAGGUAAAGCCGUGGGUCUUGAUGGGAUUACUGGAAAGGACCUUGCCGUUCGUUUACAACAUUCGUAAUGGCCUAAUGUUAGCUGUACAAAGUACUAUGCUGACUACUAGGUAACAAAAUGAUGGACGACUCAGACCUCGACUUUUCGGACCUUUGUUCUCGACUUCUAAAAAGAAAAGUCCGGAAGAAAGCAGGUGAGACUGGCGAAGAUAAGAAAUCUGGUGAUCGAGAUGGCGAAACUCAGUCCAGUAGCACUGCCCCAUCGUGUUCAAAACAAAGGAAAAAAUCAAACAACCAUCCAAAGAAAGAUGCCUCGUCAGAACCUUUGGGGAAAGUGGAAUCUGAACCUCGGGCAGUGCUUCAAGCUGUCAGUGUUGCACAGACUGAGAGUGGAACAGAGAGACAAUCGGUGACCCAGUUGACGUCAACCCAGAAAAGUAAGGUUGAUGUAAAAGAGGUGGUGUUGAGUCGGAUGCAACGGUUUAAACGAGUGGACCCGCAGAAGCUCCAGCAUGCUGAUAGCUUCCCAUCAACAGUGGCAGAACCAGCAAGUAUUCGACCUCCCUCACCCCCAGUACAAAACAAAGAGCUUUCGCUGGAUGAGAGGCUGGCCGUCCGGCUUCAGAAGGAGCUCGACAAGGAGUUUGAGGGCCAGGCUCAGGGGAAGGUGGUGAAUGUUGACCAGGGAGGAUUGUUCUUCUGCCAGCUGUGCUUCAGAGACUUGUCAGCCAUGACCCCCCAGCUGCGCACACAACACAUCAACAGGUGUCUAGAUCAGAGUGAGAGCCAAGCGGCUCCGGCUCCUGCUCCAGCGGCCCCUCGGCCUGUGGUCCCGGAGUGCCCCAUCUGUGGGAAGGGCUUCAAGUCGCUCAAGAGUCGCUCCACCCAUCUGAAGCGCUGCUCAGCCGAAAUGGGCGUGCCUCCAGCGGUCCUUUUGCAAGCUGUGCAGAGACAGGCCAGUGAGGCUGUGAGUGACAGCACAGCCGGCCAAUCUGUCCAAGCUGGAGGUCCGAAGAGGAGACUCCCCUCAGAUCCCACCCAGCCUGCCAGGAAGAGGCCCAAGAAGGCGACCCAGCCUGUGGACGAGGACACUAUGGUGGCCCUGGCCCUCUCCCGCUCUCUGUUGGAUCAGGAAGUGGAGAUGGAAAGGGCAAAGGCCCUUGAGGUCAUGGAGGUCAAAGGAGCUGAACCUCAGAUGUCUGUUGGCGCAACAUUGCAGUGGAAGCCAGGAGCAGCUGCAGGCAAAGGGAGGAGACGCAGGAAGGGAGCUCCCGCUGGUCCUCCUCCGCUGCUCCUCAGGCAGGACCCCGAGGAGGCCCUGCGGCGCCUGCAGGAGCGCGUCUCCCUCAUGCUGCUGCGCUCCCGCACCCCCUCCCCUCCGCCCACCCCCACGCUGCCCCCCGCUCCCUGCUGCCGCCCCCCGCAACGCUACCGCAGGGGACACGCGGAGGGGGAGAGCCCUGACCCCUGCUCCUCUGCCCCGCUGUGGCACAAGAGUGCCCUGCCGGCCGGCUCCGGCCACGCCACCGCAGAGUUCUACACGGCCGAACUGAGUGCCUUCAUCCAGCCCUACGCCAGCCCACAGAGAGACCAAUCAUCAUCCACCAUGACGCCCCCAGUGAAGGUCCCGCCAGCGCCCCCCUCUCAGCCCUCCGCUGCCGCCCCCACUGCCCAGGCCCAGGCCCGUUCCCCUUCACCCAACUCCCCCAGCCCGUCCCCCGUGCUGCCCAGCCAGGCGCUGCAGGACCUGUUGGCGCUGGGGGAGAAGGGCCUGAACCUCGCUGCUGCUCUAGAUCAGGGCCGAUCUUCUGACGCUGCUCCACAGCAGCUGAGUGGCCUCACCAACCCAGUUUCUGAAACCCACGUGGAGGCCAACACCUCGUCAUCUCUAAGCAGGCUGGCCUCAGACCUGAGCUCCAUGGUGAAUAACCCACAACUGAGUGAUGUACAGCUGCAGGUGGACAGCGGUGAGGUCCUCUUCGCCCACUCCUUCAUGCUCUAUGCACGCUGCCCUCUGCUGGUCGAACAGGUGCACGCCAGUGGCUUUGGUGUGCAGGAGGAGGGGGUGCCAGCUGCCCAGAGAGUCCUGCUGGGGGAGGUGCCCGCCGGGGCCGUGCUCACCAUGCUCCAGUUCCUCUACAGCGCUCAGUGCCCGCUCACGCCCAGCCUGGCACCACACGUCCAGGAGCUGGCAGCCAGGUUCGACCUGCCGGAACUGUCGCAGGAGUGCCAGCUGUACCUCCGGAAGCUGGAGCAGGAGGAGGGGGGCCAGGCCUGGGGAGAUGCCCCAGCUCCAGAGCCCCCGGAGGGGCAGGAAGAGCAGGACAACACCCAGGCCCAGCUGCACUUCCUGGAGCUCCUUCGCUCCAUGUGGAGCUCGCAGGAUGAGGGGGAGGAGGAGGGAGGAGGACAGGGAGACGGACUGGCCGACGGAGAGAUGAGCGUCAGGGUGGAGGAGCAGGCGAGCGAGGGAGAGGAGAACAGACGUGAGGAGCAUGUGGACGAGGAGGAGCUGGAGGAGAUCUACGAGUUUGUGGCUACGCAGAGGAGAUGGGGAGAGUCAGCCCUGACACACGAGACUGAGAGCCUGGAGGAGGAGGAGGAGGAGGAGGAGGAAGUGGAGGCAGCUGAGGAGGAUGUCAGAAUGUUCUUUGAAAUGGAGGAAGAGAAAACAAGUGAUCAUGGAUCAGGGGAAGUGAGGGAGCCAGUUGAAAGCAGAGUUGGUGAAUCAGUACAAGGAGAGACCCCCGCUGGACCAGGCGGCCAUCUCAACGAGUCUCCUCACACAGAAGGGCCCAGUUCUCAUCACAAGGAUGGCUCUGGUGAUGCUAUGGAAACCCACGAUGAGUGUACAAGUGAGAAGGACGAUCAAGAUGGCGAACCACAUCCAGACGAUCAAAAUGGCGAACCACAUGCAGACGAUCAAGAUGCCGAACCGCACCCGGAACCUGUGCCACAUACAGAUGCUAACUUGAACAACAGCUAUGACCACCUCUUCUCCCAGUCGUGGGGGGAAUAUGCUGAACCAUCUUCUGCCCCAGCCACCCAGCACCAGUCCAGGUCAAAGCCUGACCCUGUGCAGAUCAUUGACCUCUCCAUCAGUCCACCUGUACCUACCUGUGAGCCCUCAUUUCCUGUGCCAGGCCUCUCCCCAGAGCUGACCAUUGUACGGGGUAGUCAAAGGCUUAGAAUGUCCUCGGAGAUGACCGUUACACGAGGAAGUCAAAAAGCUACAGUUUCUCCAGAGCUGUCCAUUACACAUGCAAGUCAAAGGCUUAGAUUGUCCUCAAAGAUGACAGUUACACGAGGAAGUCAAAGAGCAACAAUGUCUCCAGAGUUGACAGUUACACAUGCGAGUCAAAGGCUUAGAAUGUCCCCAGAGUUGACCAUUACACAAGGAAGUCAAAAGACUACAGUGUCUCCACAGUUGAUGGUUACACAUGCGAGUCAAAGGCUUAGUAUGUCCCCUGAGUUGACAUUUUCACAAGGAAGCCAAAAGGCUACAGUGUCUCGAGAGUGGAAAGAUGCACAUGCAAGUCAAAGACUUGGAAUGUCCCCUGAGUUGAGAGAGAAGCAAGGCCGUCGAGUUGAGGCACUGCCCUCCAGCAGUCAGGGUCAGGGCAGUUCUACUGACCAGUGCUCUAAAGAGGUCGAGCUCAUAGUGCUGUCGGACUCGGGUGAUGACUCCCCAACGUGUUUGUCUCCCUCUCCACCUCAGCCCGUGUGCACCCAGUCACCCCUUGUUCUUCUAGAAGAUUCCCCACUCUAUACCUGCAUAAAGGAUGUAGCAAAAGCCAAAGACUCCCUCUCCGCCAGCAAAACGGCACAACCUUUGAAAGAUCCAUGUGAUUCUCAGUCUGCAGCCUCAGACCCCCCUCCUAAGGCCCAUCCAACCCCCUCAGGCCCUGAGUCUCCCUGCGCUGCAGAUUCUCCAGGAGUCCAGAGCCUGCUGGAUGGCUCGGCCGAGGUGUCCUGGCUGGUCCCGUCCACCCCACACAUCUCCAACCGGACACGGAGCAGCUCCACCCAGACGGAAAGCAGUAUGCGUCGCACUCGUCUCUUCCCUGGAUCUUCAUCAUCACAGGCAUCAUCAGCGUCCUCCUCUUCAUCAGUUCCUGGCCAUUCUAAAGCUCCAUCUCUCAAUAAUAUCUCCUGUAAGGAGGAGUCAGAAGAAGUCUCAGUCUCUGAUCAAACACCUACCUCACACCAAGCCCAAGCUAAGCUCGAGGGAAGCAGACCAAACCUCACUGGAGAUGACUCUCCAGUCUUCCUACUUCCAAAGUCCCUCCCUAGGCGGUUCAGCUCGGCUGCUGACCUCACCCCUUGCGAAUCACACAGAGGAGCGUCCGUGGACAAACCGUCCUCCAAGAAGAGGUUCGGCCAGCCCGUCAGCAGCACCCCUCUGCACUCCGACUCCGAGUCCCUCGUGUGCUCCCAUCUCCUCUCCGUCUCGCCGUUCUUGAGCAACGUGGGGAAGAGCCAGCACGUCCAGGAGAGCGGGACCGCUCUCAGAGGCAGUGCGCCAUCGGAUGGCAGUCCAGAGAGGAGAGGCUACCUGGGCUUUUCCCAUCUCCAAGAUGUCAGCCCCUCCAGGGAUCGAGAGGAGGCACGCGCUAGCAAGUCCAGGAGUCGGCAGAAGGAUUCCACGGAAGGCAGUAACCCAGGCAGCUCUGCAAGAAGUAAAGGAGGAUCUGAACACCGUACAUCUGGUGCAGAAGAGGUUGAUAUGAACGGGGUCAAAGACAACAGGGAGACGGAGAGCAAAGAGACAGGGACGGAGGAGGAGGAUGAGGACGAAGAUGGGUUACCACCUCAACAGAGCUUCAGCAACUACGACGAGCCAGCCAUGCCGUUUGAUGAGCCCCCGAUGGCUUAUGAUGACCCUCCAAUGGCCUUCGAGGAACAACCCAUUGCUUGUGAUGACCAAGCAGCGGCCUUCGACGAGCCCCCGAUGGCCUUAGACGACUCUUGGGGUUUUGGGGACUGCAGGGCCGAUCUCCACAAACCACGUUUCAGCCUGCGCUUGGAGAGCAGUGGGGACGCCGGCCUCAGCUCCACCACUCCGCUCGGGGCACAGGCGCCGGUCACCACGGACCGGACACCCCCUGCCCCUUCACCAGAGCCCCGGCCUGGCACCAGUGUCCUGGACCCUAAGCUGUGGGACAGCUGGGAGGAGGAGGAGGAGGGAGCAGGUGCUGCUCUUCCUCUCUCUCAGAGGCUGGACGCCGUUGCCCCGGCUAAGAGGGUGGCUCAGCUCAGGACUCCAGUGGCCUCUAAGAAGGCAGGCCCACUGGUGCCCAUCACCCCAAUGCCCCAUUACUCAGACUUGGACACGCCAGACCUAAAGAACAAACUCAACAGGUUUGGAGUGCGUCCCCUCCCCAAGCGGCAGAUGGUGCAGAAGCUGAAGGAGAUCUUCCAGUACACCCACCAGCUGGAGAGCUCCGAGUCCGAUGACGAGGCGCCGGUACACGGCUACAGGCCUCGGCCUGUCCCCCCUCCUGCCCGCUCCUGUGCCCAGUCACUCAACUUCAAGGAGCCCAGGGCGCCCCCUGCUGUCUCCCCCAGGAAAAUGCAGCUCAGCCUGGAUGCCCAGGAGCCCUUGUCCCUCUCGCAGAGCUCCAACGCUUCCUCCACAGACGCGAGUCAGGACUCUGAGAGGUCCAACCCUGAGCUCCUUGUGAGCGACGACGGCGACUCCUCCUCGGACAGCGAGGGCCCGGUGACGGCCUCGCAGGCGGUGUCGCGGCACACCAACAAGCUCAAGGCCGUGCGGCGCUUCAUCUUGUCCGACCCAGAGCUGCACAGCCAGGUGCUACAGUACCGGCCGCUGGUGCUGUCGCAGCUGCAGGAGCGCCUCAAGGCCGCGGGCAUCCGCCUGGGCGCCGCCAAGCUGCUGGACUUCCUGGACGCCCAGUGCAUCACCUUCACCACGGCCAAGCCGGGCCAGAAGGCCCCCUCCCGCAGGAGGAGGAAGAAGCCGGCGACGGCAGGGGCCAAGGGCACCAGAGCGGCGGCUGAAGGAGGUGCGAGGGGGAGAGGGGGGAGGAAGAGGGGUGGAGGGGCCAGAGCCCCAGACUGAGCUGCACGUGCGAUGAGGAGGCGAGAGAUGGACAGAGGAACAGCCAGGGUGCUGUCUCAUCAGGUUGGCUUGGAGAGUGCGUAACUGCGCAGUGCCAUCAUGACUACUGUAUCGCGCUGUUUAAUGUACUCUCUCUGACAUGUUGGAGGCUGCUGUCAGAUCUGAUGAUCUUUUUCGAGAACUAACUGUGACUCGAGGUGGGAUUUUUGUGGUUGUUUGUUUGGGAGGCAUCUCAAGAGAAUUCAGAGCUGUUGAAGACUUUGUGCGCUAGUGGUCUUUGUUAUGUAUUUCAUCUUGUUUUAUGAAAUUUCAGAUAUGUUAAAGGUUAAUUUAAGAAUUGUUAAUAUGAAUAUGGUCAUUAUGGAAUUAAAA